AACAAGAGCUGCGUGUCAUGCAACUCAGCCAACCUGCUGCCAUAAAAAAAGUAAACAUUAUUGUAUAUACUUUUACAACGCGCAAAUCUGUCAAUGUUUGACCUUUAACAACUAAUGUAAGUUUAUUUUUCCUUUAAACACUCCUAACUUGCUUGAAGAACAAAACAGCUGGAGGGUUUUAGUGCAGCUUUACGGAAGCCGGUGUUACUUUGUUAAACAUGGCUGACGACUUUGGCUUUUCGGCUUCCGACAACGGAGUUCAUGCAGAAGAAGAUCCGGCCGCGGCGUUUCUGGCCCAGCAGGAAAAUGAGAUCGCCGUGAUCGAGAACGACAGCGCCGGGUUCGGCGCGCUGGAGGACGGCGGACCUCCGCCCGCGAACACGUACACGUCGUUCGGAGGUGAUUUUGAAGAAGCACCAGCUACUGCUGUAAACGGAGAUAUGUUUCAAGACACCAACGGCACAACAGACAGCUACUCAGCCAUUGCCCAAGUCGACAUACAGAGACAAGAACCUGAAAGCCUUCGCAAAUGGAGGGAGGAACAAAAGGCUCGGCUGGAGGAAUUAGAUGCAGCUUCUAAAGCAGCUGAGGCUGUGUGGAGGGAAAAGGCCCGGAAGGAACUAGAGGACUGGCAUGUACACCAGAGUGAACAGAUGGAGAAGAAUAAAGCCAACAACAGGAUCGCUGAUAAGACUUUCUACAAACAGCCCAACUCUGAUGCCAUUGACUUUGUAGUGUCAGAGGAGGCCUUCCUCAAGGAGUGCGAUGAUGACAGUCCUGGAACAGAAUGGGACAAAGUGGCGCGACUAUGCGACUUUAACCCCAAAACCAGCCGUCAGACUAAAGACGUGUCUCGGAUGCGCUCCGUUCUUAUUUCUCUAAAACAGAUGCCUCUGCUUCGCUAACAUAACUCCCUCUUGUAUUUCCUAGGCUUUCUUUCUUGUUCCCUCUUGCACUUUAUUUUAGUGAGGUUGAACACUCUAACAAAUUUAUGCUUUUAUGGUUUUAAAAAGGGUAAUUGAAUGUGUAUGCUUUACUGUAUUUAAACUUCCUAUUUAUGUACCCUGGUGUUUUGCAAUGUCAGAAGACUUUGGCUGUUCCAUAUGUUGAAGAACAUUGUAAGUGUACCUCGAUCAUUUGAAAACAAGUCAAGUUUUUCCCUUAAUCCCAAUAUACAUGAAAGGCAGCAGAUGUAUCCAAAUGCCAAAAGUAUUUUGGUUAGCUUAUGAGUUAUUUUUGUGAUUGUCGUGUUUUUUGCAGUGCCCACAAACCAUUGCAUAACUUCACUGGAACCAGUAAGUGUCUUUAUUGCCUUGUUACACAGGAAAUGGAAGUGUUUGGUUACAGUCUACACAGGGACAGUUUAGUUACAAUCUCUCACCCUAUAUAGUAUUUUUUUUUUUACCAUGUAUUUGUCUUCCUAAGUUGAAUGUUGUGUUGUAAUCAGUAUCUGGGUUUGGCAUUAUCUGGUUUUGUUUAUUUCUGUUCACUGUCAAGAGGGAAGUUACAUUUCAGAGCUUGCCAAGUUUCUUGUUUUAUUCUAAUUCACACAUUACCACUUUUCAAUAUUCAAAUAGUUGAGUGCAGUUUUUAAUUAAAUGUGCAUGUUGCCCAUAAAAGCUUCUGUUAUACUUAAAAUAAAUCUUUUACAGGAGAAUUACUCAGAUUUAACCUGCUAAUAUACCACUGCACAGAAAUCCUUCAUGGCACAUUAAGCACAUGCCUGUGCUUACAUGGCGGUUAAUGUUUUCUGGUAUGUUACUAUAUACAUAAGGGACUAAUAGUAAUAAGUUUGAACCAUGUGCUUUUCUAGUGUGGAGUUUGUAAUUGUGGCCUCAGUCUACAGCAAUGAAUCCUGUGCCUAAACCUUGUCUCACUGUGACGCUUACUGUCUAUCUGUAGGCCUACAUCAUUCAAAGCUGCCAAAAGCGCUAGAAAAAAAACAUAGCACAGUAAGAAAAUGCAGGUAGUUGUAUUUUUACUUAAAAAUGCUGGAAUUUAAACAUGUACUGCUUUUUAUAGUCCAGAUUUUGAAUUUGUAAUCCAUCUUGUUAUUUCGUGGCACUUGUAUACACGUUACAGAUUAUUUGAAUAAGUUAGGAGGCUUCUAUUGAAAAUUGAAUUUUUGUUGGCUUUUAAGUUAACUUUAGUUGCAUAUUAUAACAAAUGAUGGUUAAUAGCCAAAGAAACCAUCUGUAUGUUUUUGACUGCUUCAAAUAAACAUUGGGUUCUAAUUCAACAAUCUAGUGAAAAUUGAUUUGUAAUUUAAAUUUGGCUGGAUUUCUCAGUCCCCCUUUUAUAGAUCUAGCCCUUACCCUGACUCCAAAAUGUUUGUGCAUCAGUGCAGACCAUGCAAUAAUUAUUCUGUAUUCAGUAAAACAAAUUCAUUUAAAAACAUAUGCAUUCAGACUAUAUUUAUUGUGACUUUUUAAAAUGAGACUAACAUUUAUCACACUUGGGAGAUUUAAUAUUACAAAUUCUCAUGAUCAAUUCCCAUUAGCAAAUACACAGCAGCUUAAGUAGUCCUUCUAAAUACAUACAGAAAAUUGAGGUUCAAAAAAACAAAAGUGCAUUGUAAUGUUUCAAGCAAUGGUCAUCAACAUGGAAAAACAGGUACUAUGCCUGUCAACCAUACAAUUUUGUGACUCUUUAAAUGAAAUGGUGGGUAUAAAAGGGAUACUUAACCCAAAAAUGAAAAUCAUCAUUUACUUAUCCUCAAGUUGUGCCAAACUUGUAUGAGUUUCUUU
Messenger RNA from Sinocyclocheilus anshuiensis, 2747 nucleotides. Its product is annotated as clathrin light chain B-like. The record is from RefSeq and is a predicted model, not a curated record. Lineage: Eukaryota; Metazoa; Chordata; Actinopteri; Cypriniformes; Cyprinidae. Gene Ontology annotation, molecular function: structural molecule activity; clathrin heavy chain binding. Gene Ontology annotation, cellular component: clathrin coat of trans-Golgi network vesicle; synaptic vesicle membrane; clathrin coat of coated pit. Bases 219 to 905 code for a protein of 228 amino acids. The transcript has 6 exons. Gene Ontology annotation, biological process: clathrin-dependent endocytosis; intracellular protein transport.